AUGGCUCAGAUGGCGAAAUCCAUGAUAGAAGUGGAGAUCAAUGUAUCAGCUGAUAUGAUUUUCGGAAAAUCAUUUUCCAAGCUAUCAAGUCUACUUCACGAGCAUAUUGGUGAUGGCUGUAAAGGCACCAAGAACUGGACUUUGUCUGUUGAUGGAAAAGUAGAGAAAAUGAAGGAGAGAGUUGAAAUAGACGAGGCAAACAAAUCAAUGACUGUGUUUGUGUUCGAAGGAGAUGUGAUGGAGAAUUAUAGUAGUUUCACAUGCAAUCUUCAGAUCAUACCAAAGCUUCAUGGUAGAAGUAUAGCAAGAUGGAGCUGGGAAUACGAGAAGCUUAAUGCAGAUUCUCCAGCUCCGAACAAAUACAUGGAUUUUGCAGUCUAUCUCACUAAAGACAUUGAAUCUAAUCUUCUCAAAACAUAG
Messenger RNA from Arabidopsis thaliana (thale cress), 420 nucleotides. RefSeq names its product Polyketide cyclase/dehydrase and lipid transport superfamily protein. Bases 1 to 420 code for a protein of 139 amino acids. The record is from RefSeq and is marked reviewed. Gene Ontology annotation, biological process: defense response. NCBI's taxonomy places the organism in Eukaryota, Viridiplantae, Streptophyta, Magnoliopsida, Brassicales, Brassicaceae. The transcript has 3 exons.